AUGACAACAGGUGAUAAGACUGGAACUGAGUGUCUUCGCUGUCAACGAUCCGGCCGAGAGUGCAUUCCCGCCCCAGUGAAGUCAGAGGAUAUCACCUUCCGACAUGGUCAGAACCCAUCUAUGCGGUCCGCAGGUCCGCCUCGGUACGGUGAAAGUGACUUGUCUUUCCCCGACGAUCAAGUUUGGAUGGGCGUGCCGCCUGACUUGUCCUUCGAAGACGAGACGGAACAAACAGCCUCUGACUAUUACGUUGUCUCAGCAGAAGCAUCACCAUCCGCUCCCAGAGGAAUGCGGAAGGCUCGAUUCAGUACUUCUACUUCGAGCAUACCUUCAAUACCGUCUCCUUCUCAAACAUUCGGUCCAAGUGGCGCGCGCAGGGUGUCCCAUGCGCGAACUCUUUCUUUGGACUCGCUUCUGCCACCUGAGACUCCCCGCGACAAUCCGAAGGUGGCGGACUUUAAUGAAGCAUUUCUUCUACGACACUUCCAGAAGACACUCGGCCCUUGGCUUGACUCGUGCGACCACGAAAGACAAUUUACAAUGGAUGUCGUGGAGCGCGCACCUUCCUAUCCUCUUUUACUCUACGCAUGUCUGGCCACCGCGGCCCGGCACCUCUCCCAAACGACGAACCUUGUUCCGCCGAAUACUGCAGACGAAUAUCACGAAAAAUGCAUUGCUAUACUACUUCCAGGCCUUGGGAAUUGGGAAUCGAGAAUAGGCCUCGAUAUCCUGCUGGCGUCAACCGUCAUACUCCGCUUCUUCGAGCAAAUCUCUUCGCACGCUCCGUCAAAUGACUCGCAACGACAUCUUCUAGCCGGCUCUGUGUAUAUAAGCUCUCACGUUGACUGUGCUGUGUCCGGUGGCCUUGCGGAAGCCUCAUUCUGGGUCUUUGUAAUGCAGGAUAUACAAUUUGCGCUGGCUUCUCAGAAUCCUCUUCGUCUCGAGCUGAGCGCAUUUGACGAAAAGCUACAACUGAUGUGGACGCACCGUGUAUCUCAAACCGACCGCGACUGGGCGCAUCGAGCGGUAUGGCUCUUAGCUGGAUCCAUUAAUUACUGUUAUGGUGUACACGAUCCUCAAACAGGUGCAACGGAGAGGGGCAUCUUAAAGCGCAAGAUAAAUGCUUGGGAAGCGCGGAAACCGGAUGGGUUCCGGCCGUUGCAUUUCUCUCUUGCUGACUCAAGAAUCGGAAGGCCCUAUCCUGUUGUUUGGUACACCAAAUCGCUAUACGCAAGCGCGGCGCAGCAUAUCUGCAUGGCAAAGGCUCUGCUAGAGGAGUACGAGCUCCGGAACAUGUACGCAAGUUCGAGCUCGAACCAAGAAGCUCGUGCAAUAGAGGUUCGUUUGCCUCGGGCUCAAGACAGCAGUCCAGCUUAG
This is a messenger RNA of Aspergillus mulundensis, 1377 nucleotides long. RefSeq lists its product as uncharacterized. NCBI's taxonomy places the organism in Eukaryota, Fungi, Ascomycota, Eurotiomycetes, Eurotiales, Aspergillaceae. The transcript is spliced from 5 exons. Gene Ontology annotation, molecular function: DNA-binding transcription factor activity; transcription cis-regulatory region binding. Gene Ontology annotation, cellular component: nucleus. The coding region runs from base 1 to 1377 and encodes 458 amino acids. Gene Ontology annotation, biological process: positive regulation of transcription by RNA polymerase II. The record is from RefSeq and is a predicted model, not a curated record.